AUGACCGCCGUCGCCGUCUCCUCCUACACGCCACCCGCUGCCACCUCGCGGCCGCGCAUAUCCUCCCCGCUCGCUGCGUCCACACAUGCCCACCCGAACGCUCUACGCACGCACUCCUUCCCCACGUCGCGUCCGCUCCGGCCGUUUCCCUCGCUUGCCGUCUCGCCGACCUCGGCCCAGCGGAAACCGGUUAAAAUCAUCGAGCCCCCGGCCAACUUCAAGUCCGCCUUCGUCCUCAACCUCACUCAGGCCGAGCUCAGCCGGCAGGAGUGA
Epithele typhae is the source of this 273-nucleotide messenger RNA. RefSeq lists its product as uncharacterized. The transcript has a single exon. Lineage: Eukaryota; Fungi; Basidiomycota; Agaricomycetes; Polyporales; Epitheliaceae. The record is from RefSeq and is a predicted model, not a curated record. The coding region runs from base 1 to 273 and encodes 90 amino acids.